This is a messenger RNA of Hyaloscypha bicolor E, 852 nucleotides long. RefSeq lists its product as uncharacterized. Bases 387 to 773 code for a protein of 128 amino acids. Lineage: Eukaryota; Fungi; Ascomycota; Leotiomycetes; Helotiales; Hyaloscyphaceae. The transcript has a single exon. The record is from RefSeq and is a predicted model, not a curated record.
GCCGAUAAUCAGCAAGACGAGAAGGGAGAUUUCGAUGAGAGAUGUAUUUGAGGCAAACGAGAGCCGAAUGAUGCUUUAUGCGAGUAUCGCGAGGCUGCAGAGGGUAGCGGACGCAGCUGAAAAAGCAAGUACAGCCUUACACAGCCUCAUGACCGACAGAAAAAACGACAUCUGAAUAUUCCCUUGAGUUAACGUCCAUCUGUUCAAAGUUUGCCCUACUUUGUGGAGUUCCAGAAUGCCCAAUAAGCGCCUCCUUCCGGCUUCCCACCCCACACCAGCACUGCGGGUCAAGAUAGAUAUACAGAUGGAUGUCCAUCUUUGACAAGCGACAUUGAAAAGUUGUAGCCAUCAAUCCAAUUGACUGGGUGAUACCGGACAAACGUGGCAUGAUGUUCAAGUGGGUCAAAGACCCCUUCAUCCUAGGGACGGACGGUACAGACAGCCCGCUUAUCUGUCUCAGUUCCGCAAGACCAUACUUACGGUCCCUCUUUCAGGUGGUCGGUGAAGUGGUAGAAGUUGGGAGCUCUGUGACGCGCUUUAAAGUUGGUGAUCGCGUUGUGAGCCAGGGUUGUGGCAUAAACGAAGCGUUCAAUGACUCCGUAAAAGGAGACUUCCGACUAUACACUGUUCUCGUCAACCACAUGACUGCUCCCAUUCCUCCCACGAUAGCCGUCGAGCAAGCAGCCAUCCUGCCGCUUGCAGUAAUCACGGCGGCUAGUGGCUCUUCCUUAAAGACCAAUUGGCUUUUCAACUACCUACCGUACCCCACUUGAAACCGACUGGCAAAACACUUCUCGUCUGGGGAGGAGCAACAAGCGUCGGCUGCAAUGCAAAUCAGCUUGCUGUUGCCGC